GUUAGGAAGAAAAAAUAAAAGAAAAUAAGAGUCAACACAACACACACACACACACACACACACACACACGAAGAGGAAGGCUGUGAAAGGCAGGCAGGCACUUGUGGUGCCCCGCAGGGCACUACAUCUACCAACACAGAUGCAGUAACACCUCCUGACCCAGUAUGAGCACCACAAAUAAAUAAAGAAGAAGAAAGCGAUGAUGAACGGUAGAAUUCAUCUAAUAACAAGAACAAUUUGAAGAACACAGCACAGCGAGGCGACAGUGUGAAGAACAAACCAUCAUGGAAACACACAGGGAGUAAAAAGGGGCGUCUCAGGCCACCACAUAGCUCUGCCGGAAACCACCCACUUCACCCAACGACAGCACCACGCUAAAGGACGAGAAUCAUGUAAACCCAAGCCAUGUAGACUACUCAUGAAUAUUCACUCUUAUGUACUUAUGAGGAUGUAACCAUAUCAUAGAGUGCACCCUCAGUGCCUUAUGUGUAAAGUCAAUGGUUAUGACGUAGUAAUGACGUAUAGUGACGUAGGCAACCGCCCAUAUAAGGGGGUUCCUGUUGGAUGUACGAGAUGUAUUCUGCCUGCGCCCGCACCCGCGAGGCGAACCUCUGUCAGUUAUUGACUCACUCAGUAAACGGGAGCACACACGCCCUGCAUUUCCUUAGCCAGACAUCUUACAUGGCACAGUGAACGGAAGUCUGGACCUACUAACUGACCACUCCUCCCCGGCCGUCACCAGCCUCCGCUCCAGAGAAGUGCGAGCUGGAGAUGUCGCCAGCCGCCUUUAAGUCACGGAGGAGGUCCAUGGAGUGCUGGCUGCUUCUGUGCAGGUGGCCGCCACAGGAGGCAGUGCAACACGUCAGGCUCCAAUGCGUCCCUGCCCUGCAUUGGGCCCUGGACGCACGCUUCACUAUGGACCAGUGGAGCACCCUGACUCCACCCACGGCCUUGGACGCCAUCGGCAAGCUCGUCCUUCGGCCAUAUACACAGGCAGUGCAGUGGGCAGAGUUCUUUGGAGUGAGGCAGGAGCAGGAGUGUGUCAGUGAGUACAUAACCAAGUGCACACAGAAAGCGACAGACUGUGCCUUUAAGUGCCAACAGCGUAGCACAGAUUUGUCGGAGUACUUGUCGCUUAGAAAGUUAAUGGGAGUCCUCCGUGACGUGACACUGAGGCAACAAGUGUACCAGGCGUGUGACUCAAUCGGCAGUGUCGACGCCCUGAGGGCCAUGUGUUGUGCUCACGAGGCCGCCCGUCGCGACACCACAGGUGGUGGAGGCCCGGGGCGGGAGGCUGCUCGUGCGGCUGGCACCGCGCAAAGCGAGGAGACCGAGUGCGAGGAAGAGUAGCUGUAAUUUGAACUGAGCUAUAAGAUUAACAGUAUUUAUAACUGUUGGUGGAAUUGAGGUUUUAAAUCUAAUAAUUGUAAUUCAGCUUAAGAGUUGUAAAAAGUAAACUAACUCAUGUAAACAAUAUUCUCAUGAGUAAAUACACUCAUCAUAUAUAUAAGGAAAAAAGUGCCCACCACCUCAGACAAUUUGGUGGAAGACACUUAAAAAUCCCUCCCUGACACUUACCCUGACGGUGGUAUACAAUAUACAUAUUAGCGACGUUUCACAGGAGGUUUAAUACAUUAUGUUAGUAUCUUAAUACUAACUAACAGCUUACAGAAUAUUGAAAACUUCUGAAAAAAAUGUGAAAAGUUUUAUAACAGCCAUUGUAUUCUGGCAGAGACACAGGUCAGUCAGGUGUCAUGUUAGGUCUUGUUCAUUAGGUUAGGUUAGAAUUAAAUAACACUAAACUUCCUAGCGAUCCGAUCACACCUCGGACAAUGUAUUGCAUCAGCGGCACACGUUAGGUUUUAUGAGGUAAUAAUUCAUGGGUAAUAUAUAUGACAACAAUAUUGCCCACCUAGCUGUGUGCUGGAUAACCAUUAACAGUACUACG
This is a messenger RNA of Eriocheir sinensis (Chinese mitten crab), 1948 nucleotides long. RefSeq lists its product as uncharacterized. The transcript is spliced from 2 exons. The record is from RefSeq and is a predicted model, not a curated record. Bases 772 to 1350 code for a protein of 192 amino acids. NCBI's taxonomy places the organism in Eukaryota, Metazoa, Arthropoda, Malacostraca, Decapoda, Varunidae.